UAUUUUCUUUGCUGUCUAAAAAACACAACAAAGUGCUGGAGCAAGCCACUCAAUCCUUAAGAGGUUCCCUGGGCUCCAGUGAUUCUCCUCUCCCUGAUUAUGCUCAGGACCUGAAUGUCAUCGAGGAAGUGAUCCGAAUGAUGUUGGAGAUCAUCAACUCCUGCUUGACCAACUCUCUCCACCACAACCCCAACCUGGUCUACGCUCUGCUCUACAAGCGGGAGCUGUUUGAGCAGUUUCGGACCCACCCUUCCUUCCAGGAUGUCAUGCAAAACAUAGAUCUGGUGAUCAGCUUUUUCAGCAGCCGAUUAGAGCAAGCUGGAGCUGAGCUCUCAGUGGAGAGAGUUCUGGAAAUCAUCAAGCAAGGAGCUGUUGCAUUGCCCAAAGACAGGCUAAGAAAAUUCCCCGAGCUGAAGUUCAAAUACGUGGAGGAGGAGCAACCUGAGGAGUUCUUCAUCCCCUACAUCUGGUCCUUGGUCUACAACUCCGCCGUUGCCCUCUACUGGAACCCCCAGGACAUCCAACUCUUCACCAUGGAUUCGGGUUGACAGGAGCUGCUCCAUCCCAGCUAUCCCAACUUCUGGAAAACCCAACUCCACGCCGCGUUGUUUAAUACGUGUGACCCCUUUCCAGCGUGCACCCUCUUGACCCCAAAGCUUUUUGGAGAAUGAAGCUUUUUCCUACUUUCCAACCCAAUAUCCGUGUGUCUGGAGAGGUUUCCCACCUCUGCUGGGAGGAACACAACUUUGUGUUUAUAGCCCUUAUAACUUAGAGCUUGUUUGAGGAAAAUGAGGCCUUACACGUGGGGUCUGAUGUUCCUACCAACCACCAACCCUUCUAACUUCAAGGGGUGAAUUGAAGGAAGAGCUUUGUGGACUUGGAUUGGGAAGGCAGUGGUUGUGGUUUUCCUUUUCUUUCAAGCAAGGCAGCUUCGUUGGGUCAAGCUUUUCUGUGGGCUGGUGGGUUCUGCCAUGGGUUGCUCCUUACUUGAUCCCCUGCUUUCCUUCAGCCCCUUUCUCUUGGCAGCAGCACCAAGGUGAAAUUCCCACCAUUGUGAAAUUGGUGUCCCCACCAUCACCCAAGCCAAGGGAAAGCAAUGAGCUCCCUGGCAGAUCCAAAAGCCUUGGGUUAGAUGUCAAAAUGGCUGUAGGAGGGUUUUCAAUAGCAAAUUUCUU
Messenger RNA from Calypte anna (Anna's hummingbird), 1175 nucleotides. RefSeq names its product dymeclin-like. Gene Ontology annotation, biological process: Golgi organization. The transcript has 4 exons. The record is from RefSeq and is a predicted model, not a curated record. Bases 138 to 548 code for a protein of 136 amino acids. Gene Ontology annotation, cellular component: Golgi apparatus. NCBI's taxonomy places the organism in Eukaryota, Metazoa, Chordata, Aves, Apodiformes, Trochilidae.